GUCAGUUUUUAUAAAUAUGAAUUUUCUCCUUAAAUGAGGCUUUACUUUUAACCUUUUUUGUUACUUGGCUAGCGACGUUUUAAGCUCAAAGGAAAACAAAGUUUCCUCGCUCCUUCGUGUCGCUUUUCUGCUAACUUUGGUUUAUGACAGCCUUUUUCUGUGGAGAAUAGCACUAGCACUUCUGCUUGGACUUUCUGCAGUAGGAGGUGGGGUCUUCUACUUCCUGGACCACCUUAUGGAAGCACGGGUUGCUAAACCCAUUAAGAAGUGGACCUUGUAGACUUCUUCGCUUGUAAUCUUCGAAACUCUUGGAGCAACAAUGGCUCUUCGCAAUGUGUCUGCAUGCUUGCGUAACAUCCGCUUGGUUCCAAACACAAAGGAAGCCCUGGCAAAUCCAAGACUGCUCCAGCACCCAGUGAUAUCUCAUUCAUUCUUACGUGAGAUUUCCUGCUCUCGUAUAAUACAAAAUGCCCAGUGCACUGGAUCAUUCUGUCUUUUACCUCAAAGACGACUAAAACCAAAGCCCAGUGGCCUUCGCUACAUAUCACACUCCAGUCCUGUCUGUAAAGUUUUUGAAGUGUCCAAUAAUGAUGACUUUAUGGAAAAGGUGAUGAACAGCAAUGUUCCAGUGAUUGUCAAUUUCCAUGCUGAUUGGUGUGACCCAUGCAAGAUACUGACACCUCAGUUACGAGAAAUAGUUGAGAAGACAGAGGGAUUGGACUUGGCUAUCAUUGAUGUGGAAGAUAAUGCAGAACUUGUUCAUACAUUUGAAGUGAAAGCAGUCCCGGCUGUACUUGCAAUUAAACAUGGAAGAGUUGUUGACAAAUUCAUUGGCCUCCAAGAUGCUGAUCAAAUUGAAGGCUUGGUUGCAAAGGUUGCCAAAAUGGCAGCCUCCACUACUGAUGACCAAAAAUAAUUUGCUACUUCUCCAAAUGCUGCUCACAUCGUACAAUUUAUUUGUGAUUCAAAUAGUCUUCUAUAGAGGUAUGUGGGACAAAGUCAAAUUAUUCCUGUACCAUUUGUUUUGCACAAUAGAGAGAAUUUCUGUUUUUUUUUGCUAAUGUAGCUCUGGGGUAAGCUCUGCAACAACUUAGAUAUUGGUAUUUGUCAGUAAUCCUCUGUAAAGUCAAUUAUCUAAUCUGAAAUUGUACCUUCAAGGAUUGUUGUGAUAAGUUAUAUACAUUCCUCUGAAUUUUUAACACCUUGGAAAUAAUUGUUUUAGGUAUACCUGGUUGAGGGAACUGAUAGAAAGACACUUGAGCGGUAAGGUGCUAGUACCUCAUAGGUUUUUAAUGCUAUUAGUUUUUAAUUGAAGUUUCUCUCUAGCAUUGUAGCCAGUCAUCGUGCUGCAGUGCAAACACAAAUUAUGGUUGUGUACAGUGAGAGUAUGAAUUUUUAACUGGUCCCAGCACAUGUGUUUGCGGACUGGUGAUCUAGUCAGUCUCACAACCUAGCUCACAAAGAUGUGCAAUGAAGUUACUUAAUCUUGAUGUGCUAUGAAAGGAAGGUGAAGAAUUAUGUUAUCUAAAAGCAUCUUCUCUCUAAAAAAGAAAAUAUACGUUCUAGAGAUAUUUAGAAAUGCCUUAAAAAAAAACUCAUAGUUAUAGUAUGUACUCAAAUUACUGUUUGAAUGUUUAACAAUAUGAUGAAUUGUUGUGUCUGUUGUUUAACUAGGCAUGCUCCAGUCCGUCUAUUCUGACAAUAAUUUUGUCUCCUUUAUGGUUUUGUUUGAGAGCAGAUGUUCUUUAAAGAUGCAUGUUACCUCAUGUUCAUCUGUAAUAUUACAUUGUCCAUUAACUGUCAUGUUAGUUGUUUUUCUUAAUAAAUGUUGUGUGAUAUUUUCUUGCCUUCAUCUUAAAAAGAUUGUGUGUAUCUAUUAUGUUUCUCUACUCAAGGCUAUGUUGUUAGCAGUCAGGCUUCUGUGAGGCUGUUGUCACUUUUCAUAUCCCUAAGUAAGAAAUAAUUAUUUUAAUCGUCUAUGGCUGUUUGGGAUGUCUCUUGUUAUGGUUUGUCUUUAUCAGAAGAUUACUAUGAGAUUAUCUUCUAAUUAUGAUUUGAUAUUUUAUUCAAUCAUAUCCAACUCAAUUUUGGUGAAUUAAAUAGAAUCAGUGCUUUUCAAAUUGCUCUAUCGGAUAUUUUAGAGAAGUUUCUCAUUAAGUAGUGUGUAUACUAAUUUAUUAGACGUAUGAAUGAUACUCGGCAUUUGCAUGUUUUACUUAAAUACUUGAACUUUAAAAGACUAUUGUAUUGUAAGCUUGAUUUGGUGCCACCAAAAUAAUAUGCAACUGAACUUA
Messenger RNA from Frankliniella occidentalis (western flower thrips), 2294 nucleotides. Its product is annotated as thioredoxin, mitochondrial. The transcript has 3 exons. Gene Ontology annotation, cellular component: cytoplasm. Bases 320 to 916 code for a protein of 198 amino acids. Lineage: Eukaryota; Metazoa; Arthropoda; Insecta; Thysanoptera; Thripidae. Gene Ontology annotation, molecular function: oxidoreductase activity, acting on a sulfur group of donors, disulfide as acceptor. The record is from RefSeq and is a predicted model, not a curated record.